AUGUUUAAACCAUCCAAAAAUCGGAUUGGUCUGUCAACAACUUCAUCCUCACCCACACCCUCAUCGAUUCAUUUAGUAACGGGUUUACUUGUCAACAGUGAGCACGCUUGGAAUAAAAACGAUGAUCGUAAAAAUGAAAGUGGUUCUUGGCUAUUAAAUCCAUUCUUCGAUCGUCUCAAUAAAACUGUUUACAUUUCAGAUGUUUUAAUAACAGAGAAAAAUAUCGUUUCUUCCGUAAUAUUAAAUCGAUAUGGAACACAAACGUGGCAAAACUAUCUUUUAAAAUCUUUAUCAAAUCGAGAUGAUAUUGAUCUAAGACCAUUAGCUCAAUAUAAAAAAAGUCAAGAAUGUCCGUAUUAUUUGACAUAUAUUAUCGAUCAUUAUUACAAUCUACCCGAGAUAAUUCUCUUUUCUCAUGGUCGUCCGCAGGUUCAUAACCCACACAUUCUUAAACAUUGGUCAUGGUUUAUUGAUCGAGUACAACAAGACAUCGAUCAUCAAUUUUUCAAUGCCUCUGUCGGAUUUCUCAGUUCUAAUUGUGGUAUCUAUGUCAAAAGAUUCAUACGAAGUCGUCCUAUUCUUGAUUUACUUGGCUAUAAUCGAUCAAUGAAUCCAUUCGCGAAUCAAAUUCGAGCAUUAUCUGUGGGCACUUAUUGUUGUGCACAAUUUAUCGUUCAUCGUUCUCGUAUUUUACAACAUUCGAUCUCAUUUUGGCGUUUGGCCUUGAAAAUCUCUAUCGACAUGAACGAUUGUUCCCAUUUUGAGCACUUAUGGCACAUAUUCUUCGGUGAAUCUGAUGAACUUGACCCAAAGAAAAGUCUUGCUGUAUGGUAUGAAGAUGCACAUCCUCAUUUCAAUGAAUAUUGCCAAAUAAAAUUUCUUGGCGAAUAG
Adineta ricciae is the source of this 891-nucleotide messenger RNA. The record is from the annotation of a GenBank genome assembly. Lineage: Eukaryota; Metazoa; Rotifera; Eurotatoria; Adinetida; Adinetidae.